Molecule: messenger RNA, 1600 nt
Organism: Cydia pomonella (codling moth)
Lineage: Eukaryota; Metazoa; Arthropoda; Insecta; Lepidoptera; Tortricidae
Exons: 2
Coding region: 322-1440 (372 amino acids)
Source: RefSeq, a predicted model, not a curated record
AUAUGUAAAGAAAAAUAUAAUUUUCUUUCAUUUAAAUUAUUCCGCGCAUCAGUCACUGGCAGAUCGCGGCAUAAACGGCUUAUAUAAUCUAUGGUAGAUUAUAACCUAGAACUGCUGUCAUAUCAUCGUCAUGACAAAAUAAAUUUAAUAACCAAUAUUUAAUAAAAGCUAAUAGUGAUUUGAGAAUCGACAUUGUGAUUAAUAACAUUAAAUGUCGUUUCUUUUCUUACAGAGAAACUCAGUUAUGUUUGAUUGACCGUGUCGUCCAAAUCAUUACGAAUAAAAACAAUAUCUUAUAAAACGACAUUUAUUGUCAGAAAAAUGGAAAAGUUAAAGUUUACGUUUCAAGUGAAAUCAACAAAUGACGGAAAGUCUAACUACAUCGCUAUAACCUCAAUUGCUACACAAGAUGACAAGACUUACCUGAUCCCGGAGGAAUUUCAAGCUGUACAGUUUCACAAACAUGUUCAAGCAUCUAAGGCUUUCAAUACACUGAGAAAUACAUUGAAGAAAAGGCAUCAAACCAGAAAUGUAUGGAUAAAAAUGACAGAGGAACUUUUACAAACAUACUGUGAUGAGGAUGAAAAUAUGAUUUUCCAGGACCAAUUUCUUGAGGAAAUUACCCAAGGACAGUCAACUAUUGGGAAAACAAGAGAUUUAGAAGAUCCUUUAACGAAAAUUUUGGAAAAGUUAAUUGAAAGUCAACAAAAUAAAGAAAAACAAAGUAUAAAGAAGUUAGCCGACAGGUUUGUGAUCGAAAAAUUUGAUGGAAGAAGUGCAAGUGCAUGUCACUGGAUGGAAACAUUUGAAAAGGAGUGUGCGAGGUUUAAUAUUGAAAAGGAUGAGGAAAAAAUUGAAAUCUUCAGAUUAUUUCUUGACAAAUCAGGCGCUGACUGGUACUCUUCUAUGAUGAUAAAGUAUAGUUUACAAUCGGAGUGGUCUGAGUGGAAAUCAAACUUUUUGCAAACCUAUGCCAAUAAAGGUUGGAACGCAAGCAAGUAUGCUUUAUUUUACAGGUACCAAUCAGGCUCUUUAUUAGAAUAUGCCAUAAAAAAAGAAAAACUUCUUUUAGAAGUAAGGAAGACGAUUGAUCAUGGCACUUUGAUUGAUAUAAUUGCUGCCGGUUUACCAGAUUACAUAACGGAUAGAAUCAACAAGGAAGAAAUUGUACAAACAAAAGAACUAUUUAAUGAACUUGGCAAGUUAGAACAUUUGGUUGCAAAGAAGAAGUUUAUAAAAAAGAAAGAAGAUACUAAGCAAGUAAAGGAAAAGUGUAGUAUUUGUGAAAGUUUACAAAAAGGUGUGCGCUAUCAUUCAGAAGAUUCCUGUUGGUUCAAGACAAAAUCGAAUAAUGGAAAAGAUAAAAAUAAUAAACAAAUAAAGCACGUCAACAAUUCAGAAUUGGAAUGUGAACUGCAGUGUGAUGAACCAAAAAACUAAUAGUGCCGCCGUUAAUUAAAAUAAAAUUGGUAUUGAAUAAAAAAGUUCAGUUACUUGGAAUGUAUGACUCUGGCUCGAAUGUGUCAUUGAUAAAUGCUAAGUUAUUGAAAAUAAAGAACAAAGAAUUAGGUUACUUUAACAAUACUAAUUUAAAAACAAU